This is a messenger RNA of Henningerozyma blattae CBS 6284, 648 nucleotides long. It is a transcript of the gene RRT14, whose product is annotated as Rrt14p. Lineage: Eukaryota; Fungi; Ascomycota; Saccharomycetes; Saccharomycetales; Saccharomycetaceae. The transcript has a single exon. The record is from RefSeq and is a predicted model, not a curated record. The coding region runs from base 1 to 648 and encodes 215 amino acids.
AUGACUACUUUUUCAAAUUCAUCACAAUUACAAGCCAAUAAUGCAUUAAAUGGUAUACUGUCAAAAGUUUUACCAGGAUCAUCAAAACUUACUACAACAUCUUCUAAAAAAUAUAAUAAAAAAUUUAAAGGUUCUAAAGCUCAAUUAAUUAAUAAUACCUUAAAGAAGAGAGUAGAAUUACAAAAAAGAGAUGUCAUAAAAAUUAGAAAGAAUGAAAGAAAAUUAAGAAAGCAACAGAUGAAAUCAAAAAAAUUAGAAAAGAUGAAUUUAGAGCAAAUGGCUAAAUUAGAAAUAUUAAAGAAACAUCAAAUGGAAAAUUCUUUGACAACUGCAGAACAAAAAUAUUUGAAUAAAUUAGUAAGGAAAAAUGAAUCAAAUUUGAAAAGUUGGGAACUGGAUGAAGAAGACAAGGAGGAAUUACAGGAAUUACAAGAUUAUAUUAUUGGCAAAGUUUCUAAAUCAAGUAAAUUAUCUAGACGCAAAGGGAAAGGUAAUAAGAGACAAGUUAAUGAUGAACUUAUUGCUACCAUAGACGCUGAUGAUGGUUCAGAUCGUGCAUAUCCUGGUCUAACUCCUGGUUUGGCUCCAGUUGAUUUAAGUGAUGAAGAAGACUCUAGUGAAGAAGAAGAGGAUUUUGAUGAUGAUUAG